Austrofundulus limnaeus is the source of this 6656-nucleotide messenger RNA. RefSeq names its product ankyrin repeat and SOCS box containing 14a (gene asb14a). The record is from RefSeq and is a predicted model, not a curated record. Gene Ontology annotation, molecular function: protein binding. Gene Ontology annotation, cellular component: cytoplasm. Gene Ontology annotation, biological process: intracellular signal transduction. NCBI's taxonomy places the organism in Eukaryota, Metazoa, Chordata, Actinopteri, Cyprinodontiformes, Rivulidae.
GUGGCUAAUAAACCAGUAAAAAGGAACUUUAUAUUAUAAUCUGACCUCCUUUUUAUUAUUACUUGCUUUAAAGUAACUAACCAUUUUUAUAACAUACAAUUACCUCGUUGCAUUACCAUAAUAGGACCCUCCUGUAAUCAGAGAAAAACAUUAAAGGACAACCAGAAGUAUCAAUGUCCAGUCAAUUAAUUUGUCUUGUUGAGGCUUAUAAGCAGUUUAAUAGAAUUUGCAAGAAUUGCCACAUUUAUACAGAUUAAUAUAUUGAUUGGUAAUUGAUUGAUUUAAUAAUUGAUGGUGAGGAAAAUAAAAACUCUAAAUAGCUGAACUAUCUUCCUGAUUAAGAAUAAUGGCAUAUUCUGUUAAUUUCAGAGAAGGCAGGACAAGUUCAGAACAGUCAGUUAUUACCCCCAUGAGGUCCGAAUGUUGUCUGAAAAAGAUCUCUCUCAAAGAUGGGCUUGGUCCAAUUUUGGUCUUCUGUCCUUUUGACUCGGCGAAGGAGCGUUUGUCAGCUUCUGCCCAGAUGAGAGGGGGAUCGUUAGAGCCUGGUCCUGUUGCUUCUCGCUGUCCUUCCUCCAGCRGUUGACACGAAGACCCUUUGCUGUGGGUCAGCUUGGCCUUUUAUCCUUCCUCUGUGGCCUUUCCUCCUCCCCUUCUGGUGUGAUCAUGUGUCCUGUGUUUUUCCCCGGUACUUCCCAAAAUGAAGCAACUCUGCUGACCUUCCUCUUUUUGGGGCCCUUGGGUACCUUCUUUUUUUCUUUUUUUUUUACUCUCUGUGGUAUCAAAGUCCACAUCUCGUUGUCAACAUGUUAAGAGAGGCCUUGGCUGCAUCAAGUUCAUGCUCCUAUUUGUGGAAUUAAAGAAGAGAGGCACCAUGACUGAAYGAAAGAGGAAGUGGGUGCUCUCUGGUCGUCAGAAAGGGGAAGUGUGCGCUCCCUGACAGUUAGAAAGAGGAAGCGUCGCUCAGCUUACAUGAGUUUCACACUGUUUUGCAAUAACUGCCACUCACUCUUACAGACUGACUUUACACAGUUCACUUACAUUUCUCUAACUUCCUAUCUGCUCUAUUCACCAUCUUCCAUUUAAAACAUAAAAAUCACAAAUUCCAAAUCAUUAUGCAUCACAGUACAUUAUUUAAAAAGAAUCACAGUUAAAAAUAAUCAUUGAUCAGGUUACAUACAUUUUUCUAAGCAUUAAAAUUGAUUAUUUUGAUUCAWUAUUUUCUCCUCCUGUCUCCUCAACCUCUUGGCCUCUUUAUCCUCGUUUUUCUUCUGGUGUCUUCUUUUCCUGUCCAUCCCUUGCUUUUGCAGUGGUGAAAACUCCUUGGGCUUGAUUCCAGAAUUGUGACUAUCCUGGAUUGCAGGCCCCCUUGACAAAGUUUACUUUAAUAUAGUUUUAACUUGCUGUAAAUAAGGUGUAAAACUCAGGCUGGAAAGAAGUUACAUCUUUUUCGACAUUUUUAAAUCUGUGUUUUUGCUACGUUACAUUAUAGACUAAAUAUAAACAACGAAGAUGUGGUUUUACACCCAGAUGGAAGAUGUUUUAAACCAAAACAAGAUUUAAGAGGGACAGUUUUUGGUGGGCGAUGAGUUUCAUUGGGCUGGAGGAUGAGGACGAUGAAGAUGCAGACACUCAAUUCAUGAUUGAGCAGAGUCUGUUGGAGAGCAGCAAACAGAGCGGACCCCACAGAGAGCCCACCAGCAGACCAGACAAACCCAGUCUUCGGAGUUCGGAGCCUUCAGGCAGCACCAGGAUCUUCUCUGCGAUAAAACAAGGAAACGAGAAGCUCCUGAAGGAUCUGAGUGUUGGACACAAAGAGCAGCUGCUGCAGGCGGACAGCCGAGGCUGGACUCCUCUGCAUGAGGCUGCAGCUCAGAGCAACCAGACGGUCCUGAAGCUGAUAUAUGAAGCUUCAGGCCCAGACUCUUUGGAGAGGCGGACCSUCCGCGGUCAGACGCCCCUCUUCCUGGCCGUGGAACGAGGUCUGAUGGAGAACGUCUCGUUCCUCCUGGACCGUGGAGCUGAGCCGGACUGCCAGGACCAGGACCAGGACUCUCCUCUGUUUGUAGCGAUCCGUUCGGARCACGCGGACCUGGUGAGGCUGCUGCUCCUGUGUGGAUCCAGCGUGAACCAGGUGGGCUGCCACGGCCGCCGGCCCCUCCACGAGGCCUCCAAGCUGGGUAAAACCAGCCUGGUGACCCUGCUGCUGGGGGCCGGCGCGCACCCCGACCCCCGCAGCAARUACGGGCUGACGCCUCUGGCCCUGGCUGCUCAGGGGGGGCACUUGGAGGUGGUGGACAUUCUGCUGAGGAAAGGAGCAGACGUCCUCUCUCAGGCCCACGACGAGGCCUCCGUCCUUUAUGAAGCCGCCGUCUCAGGAGAUCCGGCCGUCGUGGCUCUGCUGCUGGAACAUGGAGCCGAUGCCAAUGUGUCCAACCACACCGGACACAUGCCCGUCCACCGCAUGGCCCACAGAGGACACCUUCAAUCCUUACAGCUGCUGCUUCCUGUUACGUCCAUGUCAGACGUAAACGACAGCGGGAUCAGUCCUCUUCACUCUGCGGCUGCUGAGGGACACGCUGACUGCAUCCAGGUGUUGCUCUCCGCCUCGGCAACUACGAGUUGAUCAACUUGUUGCUGCGAUACGGAGCCAACGUGAACUACUACUGCAGGAUCAACACCACGCAUUUCCCCUCGGCGCUGCAGUACGCCUUCAAAGACGAGGUGAUUCUCAGGAUGCUGUGUAACUAUGGUUACGACGUGGAGCGCUGCUUCGACUGUCCGUACGGUGACGGCUCCCACGUCCCUGAAGACUACGAGGGCUGGACCUGCUCCGUGAUCAAAGACACUCUGUUCUGUGAGGUCAUCACCCUCUCCUGGCUCAAGCACCUGUCGGGUCACCUUGUCCGGGUCCUGCUGGACUACCUGGAUCACGUGAAACUGUGCUCCAAACUGAAGGCGGUUCUGAUGGAGCAGCAGCAGUGGGCCGACAUCUGCAGAGUGCAAGAAAACGCUCGCUGCCUGCAGCAUCUCUGCCGUCUGAGGAUUCGUCGGUGUCUGGGUCGGCUCCGGCUCCGCUCCUCGGUCUUCAUGAGCUUUGUGCCGCUGCCGGAGCGGCUGAAGGACUACGUCCUGUACCGAGAGUACGAGCUGUGGAGCCCGCCGGGCUGAGGUCCAGAGACAGCAGGCUCAGCUGGUUUGUUAGGAAAUAUAUCAGAAAGUUUGUAAGAUUUAAACAAACUGACCUUAGGAGGACUCUGUGUUAUCUUUGCUGUGUGAAAAUGAAACUUUAUUUUCUGAAAUGCUAAAAAAUAAUAAGAUAAAAAAGGUGAAGAAUUGCAGAAACUAGUUAUUUUGCAGUCAGGACUGAUGCUGGACAUUAAAAAUCUAUAGGGGGACAUGACAGGUUAAUAAGUACAAGUACCCAGUAAAAACCCUAAAUGAAUCCUCUAAGUACCUCUUCAAUAUGUACCCUGUAAUACCCUGUAGAUACUGGAGUACCUCAUAAGUGUCUUUCAGAUAUGUAGCAUUUUCCUCUACAGAUACAACACAGUAAACYUGUAAAUCCCCCUGUAUUUACCCUGCAAAUCCCUUGUCAUUACCGUUUAAGUACCCAACAAGUACCUUUAUGUGUACCCUGUAUGUACCCCAUGUAAAUACUUUAUGUAUCCUAUUUGCACCCCCUCAAUUCCCCUGUAUGUAUAUCAGUGAGUACCUUUGUUAGUAGCCUGUAUGUAUUUCUUUAGGUACAUUGUGGGUAUUUACAUCUUUUGUACCAUUGUUAGUAUUCUGUAAUUACUUUUUAGGUACCCCUAGAACUUAACCUGUAAUUAUCCUGUAAAAACCCUUUGUGUACUAAUAUAUGUAGCAGUUACCCAGUAAUUUACCCCAUGUAAGUACCCUUUUAAGUACUUGUAUGUAUCCUGUAUACACAGUUUACUUUUUGACCAUGUUGAGUCUCCAGCAGCCCAAAAGCCUUUUAAGUUACAAUAAAUUGGGUUUUUAUCAUUUCUUUACAGAUCGUUAUGUCUCUUUAUUUCAGGUUUUAUUUGUGACAAUAACUGUAUUCCAGUAGAAGUCAAUUCAAAUUUUAUUUACCAUUUAUGAGAAAAAAAAUAAACUGAUUGUAGUUCAUCAGCACCCUCUGGUGGCUAACACCUGAUACUGCACUUUAUUUAUACGGAAAGCUGAUUUAAAAACUAAAGCAAUCUGUGCUACAAAAACAUUUAAUCUUAAAAUCAAUCUAUAUUCACUGAUUAAAGACUAAUGAAUUUUUUAAUCCCAAAAAAACUAUUUUUCUGUAGCUCCACACAUCUCAGCUGCAGCAGCACAGCUCCACUGAUGAUGGCUUAAUUAGGUUACCUCAUUAAUCGCCAUGGAAACCUCCAUCACAGCAGCCAGCUGCUCGUUAAUUUCAAAUUGUUCUGGACCACAUCAGACAUCCAGAACCAUUAAAGUUCAAACAAAAUGUUUCUGAGCUCUGCGGUGUAGAAACACACGACAAAKUGAACGUCUUACUGAUGAGUUUUAAAUGUAAAUAAAUUAAUCAGGGAGGCUUUUGAUCCUCCUGCUGCUCAUAAACACCAACAGAACCGGUGGACUUCAUCCUCUUGGCCCUAAAAUUUGUUUUACUAAAAGGGAGCUUUAUAAAAUAAACACGGAAAAGCUUAGUCUUUUUUUUAAAUCAAGUUAUAAACAGUAGGAGGUAGCAGGAAUUUCCAGAACCAUUUAUCAGAUUUACUGUUUAUAUAAAAAUAUAUUUAGUGUCUAACAGAAGAAAUCUGACAGGAAGGAGUAAUUGCAGGGAUUUAGUUUGACUUUAAACAGAUGUGAAAAAAUAAAGAUGAGUUUAGUGCCAAUUUUUAAACUAAGAUCAAAUGUUGAGAAAUAAUGGAGUUGUAGCUGUUUUUUUUUUUUAAAGUAGAUUAGCUGUGGCAGCUGUCUUAUCAAAAUCAAGCCAGUGGUURGCAGGAUAUUUUGCUAACAGACACACAGCAAUGCAUUUCAGGUGAGAAUUACAACACACAAAAAAAGAAGGCAAAAAAUAGCUUGUGGAAAGAUUUAAUCUCACUUAACUUUCACUGUUCUAACAAACAUUCAGAACGAUGUCAGAUGCAGGAAACGUCGCUAAAUAAUUCCCGUUAAUCUCUGGAGCUAACAGCCACCAUAAUCUGAGAGGAGCGCCGCCACGGACGAAAAAAAUAAAUAAAUAAACCCAAACAGGAGGAUGAUGAUGAUGAGCAUGCAGUUCUUUACCGGCUUCAUGGAGGUGAGGUGGAACAAACCAAAGACUAAAGAUGAUGUUUACAGGUUUCUAACACACACACACACACACACACACACACACACACACACACACACACACACACACACACACACACACACACACACACACACAGAACAGUUCCCCGACAGAACAUCAGCUCAGACAUCUGAAAGUACAGAUCUGAGUAAUACUGCUUUCACACAUCAUGUCUCCUGAUUUCUUUACAUUUUAUUUUUUUACUGCAGGGAGACACAAACGAGACGAAACAUUUUAAAGGUACAAUUAAAAAAAUAAAUUAUCACCUCGAUGAACCAAAAAUAAAAAUCUGAAUAUUUGCUCUACGUCCUUUCAGCUCCUGUGGUUGAAGUUCCUGUUUCUGACCAGCAGGGGGCGGCACUGCAUCAAAGCCUCAACAGGAGGAAACGGACACAUCUGAUUGGCCGGCGACCUCCAGUCUGGACCAAUCAGAUGAGACACAUUAUUGCCGCCGCUGCUGACAGUUACAGGAUGAUUUUUUUAGAUAUACAUCUGUAUAUAAAUAUAUAUUUUUUCUUUAUUUUUGAGGCAAGGCUGGAUGAUAAAUAAAUCAAAACGUUUUGAAAGGAACUUGACAAUUUUGUUGGUGUUUUUGGUCACAUUUCCGAUUAUUGUGAUUUUUGUGUUUUGCUAUAAUAAAUAGAAAUCAGUCAUUAAAACCACUCUUCUUUUGUGGUUGUAUUUAACCCUGAUAAAUGACUUUUUUUUAGCUUUUGUUAACAAAUCUCAUGAAAAGUCUAAUAAAUUUAAGGUUCUGGUGCUUUUUAACAAAUUUUAUCCUUUUAUUUAUUUUUUACAUCUUUACUGGUUGAAUGAUUGUGGAUCUUUAAACUAUUGAUCAGAUUUUUCUCCUCAAGGGUUGGAUUUUUAAAGUUUCUGCUGUCAUUUUGAAUUUUUCAUGAGAUUGGCUGACAAAACCAAACCAAACAAAUAAACAAACAAACAAACAAACAAACCUCAGGGCACACCACCAGAUCUGGGAAAAUUGACAAUUUUGCUUCUAAUUUUUCAAAACUACCCAGGGAAUAAUCUCACAAGACACAAACUAUUUACACUUUGUUCUUAAAUAAUUCCCUCAAAAUUUGACAAACUAUAACUCCAUGAAGUUUACAUCUACGAUGCAUUUCAAGGAUUUUUAAAAAAGGUUAUUCUUCUUUUGCACUGCCAAAUUAAAAAAAAUCAUAAUAAUCCACGUCUACGACAACGAUCUAUUGCUUUAACGGAUGUUUGGACGUGUUUCUGAGGUAAAACGAGUCUGAGAGGAGGAGGUCAGGGAGUGAGAGUCACGAAGGACAUUCUGUCUCCAGGAUGUUUGUCCGUCUCUGUGAGGACCAUUCUGACGUUAAAAAACAAAACA